Nerophis lumbriciformis (worm pipefish) is the source of this 1183-nucleotide messenger RNA. Lineage: Eukaryota; Metazoa; Chordata; Actinopteri; Syngnathiformes; Syngnathidae. The record is from RefSeq and is a predicted model, not a curated record.
AAAGAUGUGUAACUCAAGCACUCAAUAAGUAACCCAAAAACCUCCACCAGCCAAUGAAAUGAGAACUUGAGAGGUCCAAAGUUCCUGGCGCUCCACCACAUGAGCUCCAUCUCCAUCCCGGCCUGCUGUCAGUUUGCUCGCCCGCCAGAGCCAUGCUAAGAUUCAGCCUCGCUCUCUUGCUCCUCCUGCUGGGGGUCCGCUGCGUCGCACAAGAGGCGGGACAAAGCAAAGGCUGCGCCAGCGGAUACCCCGGAAUCCCCGGGGACCCGGGUCACAACGGGGCGCCCGGGAGAGACGGCAGGGAUGGACUCCGUGGCGAAAAGGGGGACACGGGUGGAAUUGGUCUGACGGGGUUGGCGGGAAAGGACGGCCCAAAGGGCGACGCAGGGGACCCGGGUGCACCUGGUCCAGCGGGGCUCAAGGGGAAAAAAGGGGACAAUGGAGAGCAGGGCCCACUUGGGAAAAUGGGGCCCCAAGGAGUCCAAGGGCCUGUGGGUUUGAAAGGAAGUAAAGGCGAGCUUGGGUUACCUGGACCCCAGGGCCCCGAAGGUGGCGUGGGGGGGUCUGGACCACAGGGUCUAAAGGGGGAAACCGGCCUCAGCGGGGACAGAGGCAUUCAGGGACCCGUGGGUCCCCCUGGCAGGCAAGGUCCUCAAGGGGACAUGGGCGUUCCAGGCCAUAAAGGCGCCCUGGGCCAUCGGGGGGAGACGGGGUCCCCAGGAGACCUGGGUGACAAGGGCGAGAAAGGAGACGCUUGUGUUCUCUCCAAAAGUGCUUUCUCCGUGGGACUGACGGCGCAGAGCAAGCUCCCGCCGGCUCACACGCCCGUCCGCUUCGACAAGAUUAUCUACAACCGGCAAAAUCAUUACGAUCCCCAGACCGGAAGGUUCACCUGCUCGCUGCCCGGCGCCUACUUCUUCACCUACCACAUCACCGUCUUCUCCAGGAACGCCAAGGUGGCUCUGGUGAAGAACGGCGCCAAGGUGGUCCACACCAGCGACCACUACCAGAGCAGCGAGGACCAGGCUGCAGGGGGCGCCGUGCUGCACCUGGAGGCUGGAGACAAGGUGUGGCUGCAGGUGGUCGGAGGGGAGCUCUUUAACGGGCUCUUUGCGGACGAAGACGACGACACCACCUUCUCUGGCUUCAUCCUGUUUGGCCCCUAAGUAAGUCUGCAUGCUUA